Messenger RNA from Vicia villosa (hairy vetch), 1884 nucleotides. RefSeq names its product 1-aminocyclopropane-1-carboxylate synthase-like. Gene Ontology annotation, biological process: amino acid metabolic process; biosynthetic process. Lineage: Eukaryota; Viridiplantae; Streptophyta; Magnoliopsida; Fabales; Fabaceae. The transcript is spliced from 3 exons. Gene Ontology annotation, molecular function: pyridoxal phosphate binding; transaminase activity. The record is from RefSeq and is a predicted model, not a curated record. Bases 147 to 1610 code for a protein of 487 amino acids.
CAUACUUUAUUCCUACACAUCAUUACAAUCAAUCUCUAACCAUUCUCUCAAACUAUAAACACAACAACUUCAAUUUCUUUGCUAUAUAACAUUACAUUUACAUUCUCACACUACUUUAAUCAUUUUUUAAAACUAUACAGUUAAUAAUGGGAGUGAUGAACUUGGAUCAACCACAAUUGUUGUCAAAGAUUGCAAUUGGUGAUGGCCAUGGUGAAUCAUCAUCUUACUUUGAUGGAUGGAAAGCCUAUGACAAAGAUCCUUUUCAUCCAUCCAAAAAUCCCAAUGGAGUCAUCCAAAUGGGUCUUGCAGAGAAUCAGCUUACUGCUGAUUUGGUUCAAAACUGGAUAAUGGAUAAUCCAGAAGCUUCAAUUUGUACCCUAGAAGGAGUUCAUAAUUUCAAACAUAUGGCCAAUUUUCAGGAUUAUCAUGGUUUACCAGAGUUCAGAAACGCUGUGGCGAAAUUCAUGGCAAGAACAAGAGGAAACAGAGUGACAUUUGAUCCCGAUCGGAUCGUGAUGAGCGGCGGAGCAACCGGAGCUCAUGAGGCUACGGCGUUUUGUUUGGCCAAUCCUGGUGAAGGCUUUUUGGUGCCUACUCCUUAUUAUCCAGGUUUUGAUAGAGAUUUGAGGUGGAGAACAGGAGUUAAACUUGUUCCAGUUGUCUGUGAAAGCUCAAACAAUUUCAAAUUAACCAAACAAGCCUUAGAAGAAGCUUAUGAAAAAGCCAAAGAAGAUAACAUCACAAUAAAAGGUUUACUCAUCACAAAUCCAUCAAAUCCUUUAGGCACUGUCAUGGACAGAACCACAUUAAGAACUGUCAUCAGUUUCAUCAACGAAAAGCGUAUCCACCUAAUCAGCGACGAAAUUUACGCUGCAACGGUUUUUAGCCACCCGAGUUUCAUAAGCAUAGCUGAGAUAAUAGAACACGACACAGACAUUGAAUGCGACCGUGACCUCAUUCACAUAGUUUAUAGUCUUUCAAAAGACAUGGGAUUCCCAGGGUUUAGAGUUGGAAUAAUAUACUCAUACAAUGAUACUGUCGUUGACUGCGCGCGCAAAAUGUCGAGUUUUGGACUAGUUUCAACACAGACACAGUACCUGAUGGCGAAAAUGCUGUCUGACGAUGACUUCGUUGAGAAAUUUCUUGCUGAGAGUGCGAAGAGGUUAGCACAAAGGUACAGAGUUUUCACUGGCGGACUAAUCAAAGUCGGAAUCAAGUGUUUACAGAGUAACGGUGGACUUUUCGUGUGGAUGGAUUUAAGAGGACUUCUUAAGAACGCUACAUUCGAAUCCGAACUCGAACUAUGGAGAGUGAUUAUUCAUAAAGUUAAGAUCAAUGUUUCGCCCGGUGUUUCAUUUCAUUGUUCUGAGCCAGGUUGGUUUAGAGUGUGCUAUGCUAACAUGGAUGAUAGAGAUGUGCAAAUUGCAUUACAAAGGAUUAGAUCAUUUGUGACUCAGAAUCACAAAGAGGCUAUGGUUUCUGAGAAGAAUUCUAAACCAUGCUGGCAUAGUAAUUUGAGGUUGAGCCUUAAAUCAAGAAGGUUUGAUGAUAUUAUGAUGUCACCUCAUUCUCCAAUUGCUCAAUCACCUCUUGUGAAAGCUACUACUUGAAUUAAUUAGCAUGUUUUUUACUAUCAUAUAUAAAUAACUGAUAGAAGAUUUUUUGGUUUGAUUUGUUAUUUUAGGAGCCUAAUAUUAGGUCCUAUAAAUGUUGGGGCAUUUUUUCUUUUUUCACUUAUUGAAAUCACAUUGUAGUGAAAGAAGUUUAUAACACUUGUAAGGUUAUUAUUUGUUUGUUUGAAGGGUUCAGAAAAUAUCUGUAAUCUGUUAUUAAAAUUUGUAUGGUGAAUUGUGAAAUUGUUAAUAAAGUUGUUCAAUUGUACUA